AUCUACUCUUCCAUCCCCUCUUCUUCUUUAUAACAGUUAAUCACCAGCAGCCAGUGAUCAGGCAGAUCUCAAGUGUGUGACGAUUGGCUGUACCAAACAGAAGGCGGAGCCUCAGCUGAUGCAUCACCCAAACGUACCAGCGCAGCAGGAUAGAUCCUCUCUGACUCUCCCUCCCCCUCUCCCUACCUCUCACUUUUGCCUCUCAUACAUACGCCAAAGCACAGACUGCAGCAGAGCGUGAGGCCAACAGGAUUUUUCCUCUUAUUCUUGAACAGUCAAGAAACCAGAGAGACUCUUACCUGCUGCGGAGAAGAGACAUUAUUUAUGAAGGACGCUCUGAGGAGCAUCUGACCUGCAGGCUGCUGUGUGUGUAGGUUUGCGUCUUACUCUUGGGAACAGUUGUGAGGACACCCAUCCCUCAUACGGGACUCCCAUAUUCCCUCCCCGCCUGCUACUUAUCCUCGUUUAUGGAUAGGAUGCUUGGCUGUGCGCCCCUGUGCUGAGGAGGCGUCGGCGGGCAGCAGCAUGGAAGCUGUGCUGGUCGACAUCCCCUCCACCCCCUCCACCAACUAUCUACCACCACCACGCUGCCCCACCAAUACGGGCACCCCCCCCAGCCCCGCUGAUGGGCGAAGACACUGACGCCACCCCAAAGCUCAACCACCACGGCUUCCUCCCCGACCACAACUAUGUGACUGAAGGGCUGCUCCUGGCUAUAGCCUGAAGAGCUCCGCCCAUCCCGUCCACCCCUCUCCACCCUGGAGUCCUCCCCCAGGAUGUUGAGCCCCAUCCAGGUCCUGUGCUCCGACAUCACUACCCUUUCUCUGGAGCCUGAGCCGUUUGCCUCUUACACUGAAGCUGACAUCAUCUCCACUGUUGAGUUCAACCACACAGGAGAGCUCCUGGCCACAGGGGACAAAGGAGGCCGUGUGGUCAUCUUUCAGAGGGAACCUGAGAGCAAGACUGAGCCAUUUUCCCAGGGAGAGUACAAUGUGUACAGCACCUUUCAGAGCCAUGAGCCAGAAUUCGACUACCUUAAGAGUUUGGAGAUUGAGGAGAAGAUCAAUAAGAUCAGAUGGCUGCCUCAGCAGAACGCCGCACACUUCCUCCUCUCAACCAAUGAUAAGACCAUUAAGUUGUGGAAGGUGAGUGAAAGAGACAAAAGGCCAGAGGGAUACAACCUGAAAGAUGAGGAGGGCCGCAUCAAGGACAUCUCCACAGUCACCUCCCUACAGGUGCCAGUGUUGAAGCCCAUGGACCUGAUGGUGGAGGUGAGCCCACGGCGAGUGUUUGCCAAUGCCCACACCUACCACGUCAACUCCAUCUCCGUCAACUCAGACUACGAGACCUACAUGUCAGCCGACGACCUGAGGAUCAACCUCUGGAAUCUGGACAUCACUGAUCGCAGCUUCAACAUUGUGGAUAUCAAACCAGUAAACAUGGAGGAUCUAACAGAAGUGAUCACAGCGGCUGAGUUUCACCCCCACCACUGUAACUUGUUUGUCUACAGCAGCAGCAAAGGCACCCUGCGCCUUUGUGACAUGAGAGAGGCGGCGCUGUGCGACAGGCACUCCAAAUUGUUUGAGGAGCCCGAGGACCCCAGUUCCCGCUCCUUUUUCUCUGAGAUUAUUUCCUCUGUAUCGGAUGUGAAGUUUAGCCACAGCGGUCGCUAUUUGCUCACCAGAGACUACCUAACUGCCAAAGUCUGGGACCUCAACAUGGAGAGCAAGCCCCUGGAGACAUACCAGGUUCAUGAUUACCUCCGCAGUAAGUUGUGUUCCCUUUACGAGAACGACUGCAUCUUUGACAAGUUUGAAUGUGCCUGGAACGGUUCGGACAGUGUGAUCAUGACUGGAGCCUACAACAACUUCUUCCGCAUGUUCGACCGCAACACCAAGCGCGACGUGACCUUGGAGGCGUCGAGAGAGAGCAGCAAACCCAGAGCCGUCCUGAAGCCGCGGAGGGUCUGUGCCGCAGGAGGAAAGCGCAGGAAAGACGACAUCAGUGUGGACAGUCUGGACUUUACCAAGAAGAUCCUCCACACGGCCUGGCAUCCAACGGAGAACAUCAUCGCCAUCGCUGCCACCAACAACCUGUACAUCUUCCAGGACAAACUCAACUCUGAGAUGCAUUAAUGAACAGAUGUCAGCAGUGGAUUCAAAUGAGUUUACACGCAAAUACACACACUAUGUGAGAAUGUACAUUGUUAUUAUACUUACACUCACUUUCACACACCCAGGAAGAUGCCUAACGCAUACACUCAGAAUACACACACACACACAUUUACUCCUUCACCUCUUCUUCAGCCUCCCAGAACUGAAAGGACCCAGUCAGGGCUAGAAAGGGAACCGGCUGGAUCAUGCAAAGGAUUAUGGAUAGAAAUUUGUCCCAACUGUGGAUUUCUUCAUUGUUACCCUGUGGAUUGUGCUUGAUGGUGUGUUGAUUGCUACAGCUCAGCUUCUGAGGUGGUUCAGUCCUCCCCAGACAGGAGAGAUGUUUACAUUUUUCUGUCUUUUUCUUUAUUUUUAACUCUUCUGGCUCUUUUACUUUCUCCACCUACUCCUCCUCCUCUUUCUGUAUUUGUUCACUAGAGCAAAGCCUAUUCUUAUCCCCUGCCCACUGUUAUGUGUAACAAAAAACCCUCUGUGGUUCUCUACCAGCAGCACAGAUGAGAAAUGGGGCAUUUAUAUAACUGGCUGUUUGUUUGAUUUCAAAUCAGCUGUUCUGUUUUUGUAUCUUCUUGUUAAAUUGUGUUGACGACAGUAGUUAUGACAAUAACGUGAAAAGAUAAAUGUGAUGUACAUGGAUGGACUUGCAACCCUCCCCUCAACCCAAGUGCACCCGAUGCCUCCCUGAUUCAGGAGGAAUGACCAGCAGCUGGGCUGUGCUCAGUGAGGUGAAACAUUUACAGUCCUGCAGAUCAAAGCAGAAGUUAGGAGAUGUGGACAAGAUGAGGACACACAUUCAAUCAUGCAACAGUGUGUUUCAGCCAUGAAUAUUUUCUCUGCUGAAACUGACCAAAACCUCUUUGAUUGUGGUUUCUGCCUAUGGUCUGGGGCUGUGUUGUGAGCUGCUUCGACACUAAAUACGUUAAUCUCAGAUUAAGCAAAAAUAAGAUGAAAAAAAAAGUAAAUAAAUACAAUCAAGCAAAAAGAUGCUGCAUGUCAAACAGUUUUAGCCUAUUAGUAUUUAUAAAUUGACUGACUGACUUGGUUGCCUUCUUAACCAUUUAGACCCAGCUGUAUAAAGGCUUGAGGGGCCCCAAGGCUCCUCGCAGCACGAGUAACCAUAGAUGACCGAGCCCUCCUACCUUUAUAUGUGUCCUCGGGCACUGAAGCAUGUUUACCAGUGUUCGGUUCUAACACAUACACGUCCAUUUUGAAUGAAGCCGACCACGAGUCAGUUUUCUACUCACUGAGAACAAAGAAAAACGAGGAAUGUUUCUGAUAUAUGUCAUACUCUAAAAGUAAAAGGAAAAAAUUCAAGAGGCCUCAAUAGUGUCUGUAUAUAUCAGCUCUGUUGCUGACAUGUAUGAGGUUUUGUUUUUCUACCAACUGACUGCGGACUUUGUCGUCUGUAUCGAUGAUUGCCUCCAAAGCUACAGCAGAGAUGGUACCUUAAUCUCUUUGGCCUUCCUCACUGAUUACUUUGCAGAUUUGCAGAAGCUUUUAUGUAAAAAGAAAAAACCCAACUUUUUCUUUGAUUGAUCCUUUAUUUAAAACAUCUGUCAGUUAUACUCCAUGUCCCUAUUAAAGUAAUGUCGAUCCACAUAUUUUUGUCUUAAUAUAUGUUGACAUGAUUGUCAAAUGGACAGUUAUAAAUAAUGUUAAUAUGCUUUUUUUCUGAAUAAAGAUUUCAAAGAAAUUGCA
Molecule: messenger RNA, 3869 nt
Organism: Melanotaenia boesemani (Boeseman's rainbowfish)
Lineage: Eukaryota; Metazoa; Chordata; Actinopteri; Atheriniformes; Melanotaeniidae
Product: serine/threonine-protein phosphatase 2A 55 kDa regulatory subunit B gamma isoform
Exons: 11
Coding region: 777-2135 (452 amino acids)
Biological process (GO): peptidyl-serine dephosphorylation
Cellular component (GO): protein phosphatase type 2A complex; cytosol
Molecular function (GO): protein phosphatase regulator activity; protein binding
Source: RefSeq, a predicted model, not a curated record